UUCGUAUCAAGAUUCAACCGAUGCGACGUUAAAAGUGAAAAGUUCUAACUGUGGUAAAUUUAAAUUGAAAAAAUAUAUGAAUAUUUUAACUCUGAUAUGUGAUAAGAAUGCACAGAAGAAAGAACGGGUGUUCGACUUUUGAUUGAAUCUAUUGCACCUUUCACAAAUCUAACCAGUUCGCUCGAAGCCCUUGCCGAUAUAGCUGAAAGUGCCAACGAGGAUUUCUCGUGUUCUACGAAGCUUAAACAGCCAACGACUGCGCAAUCAUGAAAAUCGCCGUGAUCGGCGCCGGAGCCGCUGGACUCGCUGCUCUCCGACACUGCAUUUCCGGUACUUACGGCCAUCAGGUGGUGUGCUACGAAAAAACAGACCAAAUCGGCGGGACCUGGGUCUAUCGAGAGCAAACUGGUUUCGAUAGAUACGGUUUACCGAUUCACACUAGCAUGUACAAGAGCCUCAGAGCUAAUUUACCGAAGGAGGUAAUGGGCUAUCCAGAUUUUCUGAUACCGGAAGGACCCGUGAGCUAUCUGACGCGCACGCAGAUACUGGAUUUCUUGAAUAUAUAUUGUGAUCAUUUUAAACUACGUCCUUACAUUCGGCUGCUGCAUCAUGUAGAGCUGGUGGAGCCGGUCACGGGGGACCGGAAGUGGUCGGUCAAGGUCAGGGACUUGCAGAAUGACGCGAUCGUGAUCGAGUCGUUCGAUGCAGUCAUGGUGUGCAACGGUCAUUACUUUAAACCCAAGAUCCCGAAUAUACCUGGUCAGAAUGUCUUUACCGGCAAGCAGAUACACAGUCACGAUUACAGAGUUCCCGACUUCUUCAACGGCAAAAAAGUCGUUGUCAUGGGAGCUGGUCCUUCCGGUAUGGAUUUGUCGUUGGAGAUAUCCAAGAAUGCGAAUCGCGUGAUUUUGAGUCAUCACCUGACCGAGACCAUCGACACCGUGUUUCCCGAGAAUGUCGUGCAGAAAGGUGACGUAGUGGAAUUGACGGAACGCGAGGCGGUUUUUGCGGACGGGACGAAGGAGCAGGUUGAUGUCGUCUUCUAUUGUACAGGCUACAAGUACAGCUUCCCCUUUCUCGCCGAGUCCUGUGGAGUCCGAGUGGAUUCCAACAUGGUCACGCACCUUUGGAAGCAUCUGGUGUCCAUAGAGAACUCUACUUUGGCAUUGAUUGGCCUUCCAUUCUACGUUUGCGCCUUCAGUAUGUUCGAUUUGCAGGUGCGAUUCGUCCUACGAUACUGGCACGGCGAGAAGCAGUUUCCCGCCCGAGCGGAUAUGCUACGCUCCGAGGCGGAGGAAGCAGCUAGACGCGCCGAGAGAGGUCUGCAGAAGAAACACUUUCACAUGAUGGGUCCUGAACAAGAGCACUAUUACAGUGACCUGGCGAAUGUCGCAGGCAUCACGCCGCUGCUGCCCGUGCUGACGAAGCUCCACAACGAGAGCAGUAUGCGCUUCUUGAAAGACCUCGUGCAUUUUCGGGAGGAUCGCUACAAGAUCAUCGAUGAUUACAAUUUCGUUGAACUUUCACGUUGAAGCGGCAGAUACGAUUAUUUAAAAGAUCAAAUAUCUUUCAACUAUGUAUUUUAUUCAAUUUAGUUCGAAUAGUUUUGCAUUCGAAAUUGUAAGAAAAAUAUUCACACACCUAUCGUUGCUUGUUAAUUAAUUCUUGCUCUUCGUCGUGUGUGAAAUAAAUAUGAACUUUCCUGUCAUUCAAGCGUGAAUAAUUAUCUUCUUAUAUCGAUUAAGGUUAUUUUUCGUGUAGAUAUAAUUGUCUGAAAGUCUAGCUAUCAUUUAUUCGUUAUGAUUAGCUGAGACUUCUAAUUUUCUAAAAUUACUCGUUCUAGCGAAAAGAUAUAUAUAGCGGUGUUCGUAGUCGAUUCUUCUAUUUAAGAUUGAACUUAAAUACAGUUUUAAAAUGUCACGAACCAA
Molecule: messenger RNA, 1928 nt
Organism: Mycetomoellerius zeteki
Lineage: Eukaryota; Metazoa; Arthropoda; Insecta; Hymenoptera; Formicidae
Product: dimethylaniline monooxygenase [N-oxide-forming] 2
Exons: 8
Coding region: 267-1532 (421 amino acids)
Molecular function (GO): N,N-dimethylaniline monooxygenase activity; flavin adenine dinucleotide binding; NADP binding
Source: RefSeq, a predicted model, not a curated record